Messenger RNA from Xenopus laevis (African clawed frog), 8832 nucleotides. It is a transcript of the gene akap12.S, whose product is annotated as A-kinase anchoring protein 12 S homeolog. The coding region runs from base 297 to 7883 and encodes 2528 amino acids. NCBI's taxonomy places the organism in Eukaryota, Metazoa, Chordata, Amphibia, Anura, Pipidae. The record is from RefSeq and is a predicted model, not a curated record. The transcript is spliced from 4 exons.
CUACAAGUUAGUGUGCCGCCAGCCAGCUCACCAGCAUCUUCUCUGAACAAGGAGGGCUGAGAAGGAAGGAUUUGUGGAAUUCCUCCUUCCCCUGGAUGGGAUAACACUGACCCCUAUCAGCUUGUGUCACAGCCACAUUAUUCCAGUCAGGCUACACAUCUGUAGGUGUGGUGUCAGGAGCACAGGAAUCUUCCUUAACCAAGGCACUAUAUAUAAAGUGAUUAGAAUUAAGCAGCAGAGUCCCAAUAGGGAGUUACUGUCCUAAGGAGAGAGUGAAGAGCUGGGAUUCAGGCACCAUGGGAACUGCUACCUCACAGGUUAGCGACAAGACCAUAGAAGAGCAGGCUCAGACGCAGGAAGAUCUGGAGCAAAAUGUGCCUAGUGUGGAUGAAGCCAGUGACGGUGCCCCAGAGCUUCUUCAUAAGAAUGGUCAGAUUGCCAUCAUCAAUGGGACUACAGAAGGAGGAGCAGAAGAAGAAGAAGAAGAGAUAGUAGCUGGGAUUCUAACUGAGAAUAUAAAUGUCAUUAUGAAGGAAAAUGAUCUUCAAAUUGUGGUGGAAGAAGAAGAAGCUUCAACACAAAUUAAAGGGCCAGCAGAAAACAUAGAGGAUGUUUCUAGUGAAGCUACUCUCAAAAGUGAAAUAAAGGAACAGGGCCAGGAUGAAGCACCAGAAGCCACAAAUGCAACUUUAGAAUCACCAGAAGAGUCACCAGAUCAAACUAAUGAAACGCAGUCCAGUGAAGUUGGAUUUAAAAAAGUUUUUAAUUUUGUGGGCUUCAAAUUCACUGUGAAAAAGGACAAGACUGAAAAAUCUGAACCUGUACAGCUGUUAACUGUGAAACAGGAGAAGGUAGAAGUAAAUGGAACAGAAAAUCAUGAAAAGCAAAAUGAUGGUAGUGAUGAAAAUGUGCUGGAAACAGAAGACACCAAAGAAGUGGAGAAACAGUCAGAAACAGAUCCAAUAAUUCAAACUGAGACUCAAGAAGAGGUAUCUGCAGAAAAGCCAAAGAGUGAAGAAGAAACUAAAUUAGAAAAAGAACAGGUCAAGACCCCAGAAUCUCCAACCAACCCACUUGUUGUUGAAACAUCUUCCCCACUAAAGAAAUUUUUUACACAGGGUUGGGCUGGCCUGAGAAAAAAGACGAGUUUCAGAAAGUCAAAGGAGGAGGAUCACCAGGAAGUUGAAAAGCAUAUUUUAAGUGAAGAACAGGAAAAUGUUGAUUCUCAACAAGCCAAAGAGGCAGCUUUGGAGAACCAAAUAAUAGUCAAUGGUGAGACGUUACCAAAGGAAGCAAAUGAAAUUGAAGAAUCAAAGGCAUGCAUCAAUAAGGAAACUCAGCCCAAUACCAAUGAAUUGGCAAAGCCAGAAGAAUGCCUAGCUGAUCAACCGUUAGAUUCUAAAGCAGACAUUAAACUAGAUAAUGCCAACAUAUCUGAAGUAUCUAUAACAGAGGGUAUACAAAAUUUUGUUGUAGUAGAUAAUGCUGUUCCUGUGCCAAAUGAGGUCAAUGAACAACUGAAAGAAUCUGACACUGCAGACGACAAAGAUGUAAACCAAGUUACAAUGGUCAGCACUUCUACUGCUAUUGCAGAGGAAGUAAAGGAAACACUUUCAGAAAUGGCACCCGACACUGAAAUCACCUGUGACAAAGAUGACAAGGACACACAUAUUGAACAGGCCCAGUCAGCUGCAAACACAGAGAGCAAGGAAGCUGAAACAUGCCAGGAACCUAUAAUGACAGAAACUGAACUGUUGUCCUCACAAGAAAAAGCUAAACUUCAAGGUAGCCCGUUAAAAAAGCUUUUCAGUGGAAAUGGUUUAAGGAAGCUCUCUGGGAAGAAGCAUAAAGGAAAGAAGGAAGAUGACACUAAGACAGAGUAUACUACAGAAGUACCGGUAUCAUCGGACAUCCCUGAAGGUGAUGGAGACAAUACCUCACCCUCUUCUCCUGAGGAGUCGGCAGAGACCUCUCCCACAGAAAAUGGGCCAGAAGAUGUUCCACAGACAGUGGAAACAGAAGGGGAUGGGGCCACAUCUGAUGGGGAGAGAAAAAUAGAGGGUAUUACACCAUGGGCAUCAUUUAAAAAACUAGUCACUCCCAAAAGACGCCCAAAAAGGCCAUCAGAAAGUGAUAAAGAAGAAGAAGUUGAAAAGAUAAAGACCUCUACGAUGUCCUCUACUGAUAGCACUGGUUCAGUUGAAAAUCAAGAAGAAGCCAAAGAAAAUGGUGAGGAACAAAAACUUGAAAAAAGUACAGAAGAAAAUAAGAAAAAAGUUGACAACUCAGUGUCAUGGGAAGCAUUAAUCUGUGUUGGCUCUGCCAAGAAAAGAGCAAGAAAGACAUCUGAUUCAGAUGAGGAAGAAACUCAAAAAAACAUUGAAGAGAAUAAAAAAAUAGAGGAAGAAGUUAAUAAAAGUAAGGAGCAGGAAUCAGAAGAUCCAAUUGUUAGCUCACAAGAAAAUGAACAAGUAUAUGAUAGCCCCUCACCGGACCAAUCAACAAGCCCUGUUGAAGGAGAAGGGGGAUCAACUUGGCAGUCCUUUAAAAGACUAGUUAAUCCAAGAAGAAAAUCAAGAACCAGGGCAGAGGAGAAAACUGAAGAAACUAGUGUAGUGUCCAAUAAUGAACAGCCAACUUCAGAUGGAGAAACUGGAAAGGAAGAAGGAUGGGUAUCGUUUAAAAAACUAAUCCCUGGGCGAAAAAAGAAAAAAUCAGAUGGCAAGCAGGAACAAGCUACAAUAAGUGAUACUGGAAAAUCAACAGAAGGAUGUGAGGCAAUGGAUGAUGAUGCUGAUGUGCCGGCAGUAGUUCCGCUGUCUGAGUUUGAUGCAGCUGAGCAGGAGAAGCGUGAAGCUCAGCAAGCAGAAGAUGCUUUAAAUGAUGUCUCAAAAGAUGAAUUGAAAACACCAGAGGCUACCUCAGAAGGCCUUAUUCAUGCAAUUACUGUAACUGUUGUCGAGGGAGAGAGAGCUGUUACCAGUCUGGAAGACAGGGCUCCCUCUUGGAUAAGUGCAAAUGUUACAGAAACUAUUGAGCAAGCAAAUGAACUUACAGAGCCUAAUACAAAUCAAAGAAUAAAGUCUGAAAUUACAGUAGAGGAAGCUGUAAUUUUUGGUGAAGUUUCACAGAUGGCAGGAAACACUAUAAUUAAUGAGGUGGAAUUAACUUCUGAAGCUCUAACUGCUCUUGCAGAAGCAAUUGAAUAUUCAUGUGCUGAACAGACAACUGAAAUGAUAUCUGCUGCUUCACAGUUAAGUGACUCCUUUACCCCCACUGAAGAAGUUACCCUCAUUCCAGAGGAAGAUGAGGGUAGCCAGAUUUUGGAUGUGCCAGAGAAGAAAACGGAUUCAGUCCUCAAUUCAGCCACAGAAUUGGCAGAGCAGUCUUUGGUUGAAAAACCAAAUCAAGAAACCAUCUGCACUUCUGCUGAAGAGCAUGGGCUAGAAGUUGAUGAAAAAAAUAUCUGUAUUUCCUCCAAACAGGAUGAAGAAAGCACCAUUUUUUCAGCUAAACAGAUUGAAGAAUGCACCCUUGUGUUAGCAGAGAGGCCUGGUUCGUCAGAAAUUAAAUCUGUGAUAGAAAAUAAUGGAGCUGACUCAGUUUCUGUUGUGGAGCAAAUUAAUAAAAUUGCUGUCAUUGAGACAGCCAAGGAAAAAUCUUCUGACAAGGCUGAUAUAGAUGCUCCAGUAGAUACAAAGGAAUAUCCUACAGAUGCUACUGUGCUAGAAGAGAAGAAACAGGAAACAAGUGUUGGUUCAGCUGAAGUACAAGCUUGUGAAAGGAUAGUUGUUUUAGAGGAAAGCCAUGCUGAUACAAUAGCUGAUACUGCAGUGAAACAGGAUGAAAGUAUUCUUGUUCUGUCUGAAAAGAAGGUUGAAGAAUGUGCCAUAAGGACACCAGAUCACGAGACUGCCUCAGUUCCUGCAAAAUGCCAAUUUGAAGAAGUCACACCAUUUUCAACAGAAAAUAACGCCCCCCCUAUAAAAGAGCCGGUCUUAGAUGACUCGAUUUCUGCUGUGGAGCAUGUAGACGUUGCUUCUGAGAGGACUGUUGAAGAAAGUACUCCAACUUUGGAACAGGAACAGCUAAAUGAAUUGAGUGAACAACAGUCUAGCAUAAGUGUUUCUACUGUUCACAAAGAGCAAGUUAAAGACGUUGCUCUCAUAUCAGACGAGCAAGAAAUCAUAGAACAUCCACAUGUUUCAGAUGAUUUAGAACCUAAAGAAGGUGCCGGUGAGCAGCAGUUAGAAGAAAAAUCAAUCAUCUAUGAGAAGGUUACAGAAAAUGCACCGAUUUUUGCUGAAGAGAAAGAAACUGAAUGUAGUUUUGUUUUGACUGAAACAACACAGGCAACAGAGAGUGUCUGUAUUUUGGAAGAGGAACUGGCUAGAGACAGUGACCCAGAGGAGCUACUGGAGCAGGCUAAUGCAAUUGCCAAGUCUGCCCUUAAUGAGAGUGACAAGCAUUCUGUAGAGGAUGCAUCCAAUGAAGUUGAAAAGCAAGUUUCAGAAUGUUCAACAGUAAUGCUCGAUGAGCUAGUUGCAAAAAGUCCAACAUCUGUUGCAGCAACACUUACUGCAGAAAUUGCUUCCAUAGUUGAACAAUCUGCAGAACGCCACCAUACUGUGAAGGAAGAACAAAAGGCAGAAUAUCUACACAGUGAGGCUGAGACACAGAUUUCAGAGAUUUCCUUUAGUAUGGCUAAAGAUGAAACCAUGGAAGUUACCACUGCAGCUGAACAUGAUAAAGAAAGCACACCUGGUGAAAAGCAGGCUGUGGAAAGUUUUUCUGUCUCAAUUGGAGAACAGGAAGCAGAAAGUCUUAACACUGCUGUUGAAGAGCAGGAUUUAGAAAGUGCCAUUGAGGAGCAAGUUACAGAAAGUGCCACCACUGCCACUGAGGAGCAGAGAGAAUGUGCCCCAAAUGUAGAUGAUGCACAUGUUGUAGAAUGUAAUGCCAUAACUGUUGAGGAACCAAGUGAGGAAAUAACUUCUGCUACAUCUGUGGAGAAUACUGCUGAAAUGCUCUCUGUUUCUCUAGAAUGCCCAAUCACCACAAAAGAGGUACAAGCUACAGAAAUUGACAUCCUAAUUGCAGAUGAGCAGGUUGCAGAAGGAGUCCUCAUUGCUGCUGAGGAACAUGUUACAGAAAGUGUUGUGGAUGUUGCUGGGGAAAAGACUGAAGAAAGUGCUAUUACUUUGGCAAAGGAAUCUGGAGAAACUGUUGCAUUUGAGGAGCAUGCUACAGAAAGUGUUGUGGAUGCUGCUGGGGAAAAGACUGAAGAAAGUGCUAUUACUUUGGCAAAGGAAUCUGGAGAAACUGUUGCAUUUGAGGAGCAUGCUACAGAAAGUGUUGUGGAUGCUGCUGGGGAAAAGACUGAAGAAAGUGCUAUUACUUUGGCAAAGGAAUCUGGAGAAACUGUUGCAUUUGAGGAGCAUGCUACAGAAAGUGUUGUGGAUGCUGCUGGGGAAAAGACUGAAGAAAGUGCUAUUACUUUGGCAAAGGAAUCUGGAGAAACUGUUGCAUUUGAGGAGUAUGAUGCAGAAAGUGCCCCAAGUUUAGCCAAAGAUCAGGCUGGAGAAAGUGCCCUCACAGCUACUGAGGGACAAAUAGAAAGUAUCUGUGCUGCAGCACUGGGACAGGCAAAUGAAACUGUCAUUUUUGAUUCUGAGGUCCAGAUUGCAGCUGCAGUAGAUGAAAAGCAUUUUGCAGAAAGUGUCACUGCUGAAGCUAAGGAACAGGCUACCCUUUCAGUUGAUGAGCAAAGUGCAGAAGUGCAGAUUGCAGAAGGUAUCGACCUUACAACUGUGGAAGACAUCGCAGAAAGUGCUGUUUUUGCUGUUGAGGAGGUGACUGCAAAAAGUGUCAUCAGUGUGGCUGAGGAAAGUAUCUCUACUGCAGUUGAGGACAGUCCCACUGCUGUAGCCAAAGGGCAAACUGAAGAAAGUGUAACAGAUGUUGCUGUGGAGUAUAUUAAUGAAAUUAUUACUACUGCUACUGCUGAAGAGCAGAUUGAAGAAAACUUGAGUGUUGGGGAGCAGUCUGUAGAAGUUACUGCCUCUCUGGUUGAAAAAACAGCUGGAGAAAAUGUUUAUGCUGCAUUUCAGGAAGAGGCCACAGAAAGUGCCACCAUUGUUGAUAGUGAACCAUGUGCAGAAAAUGUCAUAAGUACCAAUGGGGGCCUGACUACAGACAUUGCCACACCUACUACCCAGGAGCAAGUUUCACAAGAUUUUAACACUGGUUUUGAAGAGCAAAUUGAACAAAAUGCUGUCUCUUUUACUGAGACACUGACUGCAGAAAGUGUUGCCAAUGAGGAAACAGCUACAGAAUUUACUGCUGCUCCUGUUGAGGGGCAAGUUGUUGGAAUUCUGAAUACUGUUGUUGAUGAGCAGGCUGGAAAAACUGAUACUACUCUUACAGAAGUGCAGGCAGUAGAAAUCACUGCCAAUGAUUUAACUGGAGAAAGCGCCCCCGCUGAAGUUGAAGUACACGUUAUAGACUGUGCUUCUGAAGAAACUGAGGAGCAGUCUUCAGAUAUGGAGCAGAGAGUGGACAAUGACUCAGCAUCUGCACCUGAAAAAGAUGUCUAUACUUCACCUGUUGUAACUGAGAACGUAGCAACUGUCUUAGAAGAAUAUACAGAUGAAAGUGAAGUGUUGACUUUUAAUGCCAAUGUGGAUGUCCCAUGUUCAGUGGAUCUGAAUGAUGUAGAACAGCAAGAGAAAAAUGUUGUUAUGACUGUGGAAAAAACACCUGAAGAAAUAGUUGAUGAUCAAGUACCCCAUAUUGUUAGUGAAACCAUUCCUAUGGUUUCAGAGGAGCACGGAAUGGAAAGGGUGACAGUAAACAUAUCAGAGCAAUUAACCCUUGAUUGUGUUGUUUUGGAAGGGAACCUUGAGUCUAUUGUGCCACAGGAUGAAGUUACAGUGUGCGAACAAGAGACUGUGCCAGAACCAACCAUCUAUUCAAUGCCUGUUGAGCAACAAUCUGCUACUGUGCCUGAAGAUACCGUGACCGAGGUCACAAAUAUCCCUGAGUUUGAAAGUUCUGAGGCUACCAAAACAAGUGAGACAGUUACUACUGCAGCUGUACAAGAGCAGAUCUUAACAGAGACUGUAAUGCCUAUUGAGACUUCAACAGAUACCAAAGAAGCCUGUGAAACACCAAAAUAUGCAGAUGACCUUAGUGAGACCUCUGGGGCUGUACAUACAGUUGCACAGUCUGUAUCUCAAAAAGCAGCAGCUAUUGUUGAUGCAGCAAUUGAAGCAGCCGCAAGCUGUUUAGUUGUAAAGGCUGCCACCCAUGAAAGUACUUUAGAAGAAAAUAUACCAGAAAAUGGUGUUUUCAUUCAAGAAUCUAUCUCUGUUUGCACAGAUGCUAAUGAAGACAACCUUGUUCAAACCACCAUUAUCAGUUCCUUUAGUACUGUCUCAGUACAAAAGUUUACUGAAACAUCAGUGGAAAAGAUUGAAGAAAUUGUUGAAGAAAUUCACACUGGGGAAAGUGUAGACCACAAGCAUAGCUUAAAGGCUGAAGAGACUGAACCUGUUUCUGCUCAGUUUGCAGAAGAAGUAGCGACGGCCGAGGAGAAACAGGAUAUUCAGGAAACCUCUAAACCCAUUGCAGUAGCUAUUGCCACUGGAUUACAUGAUGGCUGUGUUGUACAAGAAGAGGAUAAAGAACACACACCUGUACACAUGCACGAGGAAUCCUUAAAAGCUGCAGGCUGUGAGUGUACAGAACAAGUGACUCUGCAGAUUACACAUACAGAAAGUGAAUCAAGCAUGUCCAUCAACAAACCCAUAGAAGAAGAAAUUGUCUCUCAGGACAGUGCAGAGUUGAAUACACAAGCGGACUCGCAGACUGUAGAAUCCUGAGACAAAAGGCAAGCUCUCAACUCAUCAAGUAAAAUUCAUGAUACAAAAACCUGAAAGCUGCUUGUGUUGCCAAUAACACAGAACAUUUAACUAUUUAAAGGCGUCUUCCAAAGAUCCUGGAUUAUAAGAACCCCAUCCAUGCGACCUUCUCUUUAAUGGAAUGUACAUUGUUAGACAAUCCUGAGGUGUUAUCAGGAGCUUCAGACAGAAUCGUCCUUUACUCCUAAAUAAAAUUCUCAGUUGAGGGCCCAAAUGUAAGGAGUGAUCAGAAGGAAAAUCAUUAGCCAUUCAAGGCUAUCAGAAGUUUGGAGUGGGGAUAGAUAUGUAUUUAUGUGUAUAUCUUAUUUUACUGUAUAUUUUCUUUCCAGUUAUAUAUAUAUUAAAGCGGAAGUAAAGAGCAAACAGACUUAUAAUGAAUGCUGUUAGCAGAGUCUAUAGGCAUGAGUUUUGUUAUAACAUUGGACUUUAUUUGCAUCAAGAAAAUGUUUGCUUUUUUUCUUCUUUCAUUAACAAAAUGUCUGGUUUAAAAAAAAAACAACUGUAGAAGUUAUUGUUUACAGCGCCAUUUAAAUUAUUAUCCAAAAUGACUAUAAAUAAUACACCUAUAUUAAGUGCACUAUAAAGUUUAUUAAGACACCUGCUUUUCUUCUCUGUAACAGGUCAGCUGAGUUGUGUGGGUUUAGUUUCCCCUACAAACCAAUGACGUAGCGGAGACUCAGUAUUUUUUUCUGUUUUUUUUCUGUUAAACAUGCAUUUUACUGUUAUCUGGUUCUUACAAAAUGUGAAAAUUCUGCAAACUUUUGUUUUUACAGAAUAUGUUUAGUUUGAGUGCACCAGUCUUGGUGCCCAACAGGUUUUUAAAAUGUGAUUCCAUUCUGCUUGUGUACAUAUUGCUCAACUGUGAUUUAUAAACACCAUAUGGUUAAAUAAAGCCCCUGCUUUUACCAUG